AUGGAUCAUCUGCAUCAUCUCGACAAAGCCCAAGACAUCCACCACCCAGUGGAAUUUCCCCUCGUGUACAGGCGUGAAAUAAAGUAUGAGGGUGGUAGGUUCUUUGAAUAUGCGGAAGCUGUCUGUGACUGUGGCGUCAGCGACCACGGGCCCCAACAUCUGAUCUACGACAUUGCAAACCAUGCAGACAUGAUCCAGAGUUGGCUGUUCUUUGGCAUUUUGCAUGAAUUCUCCCUGACCCUGAGAGUGGUAUUUCGUAUGGAAGAUUUCAUCCAGGAAGGCAGGGACGGUCAGAAAUACAUCACGACUCGAAAUCUCCCUCGGUAUAUCUGGUAUUGGGCCGCUGCGGAGGCUCAUGCUGACCCUGACGAACAGGCAGCUUUGGCGCGCAAGAAAAUGAUUGAUCGUAUUCUCCACUACAUGAGAACGAUGGCGAAUAUAUUCACAGACCAUGGGGAGUCAGAUCAGGAAAAUGCAAUGGAUCAUCCAGUCCUCAUCCCGAUAAGCAUACUUGGGUCCACUUUAGACCAUGUUAACUCUCUGCUGUUUGGAACAGCACCCGGCAUUUGGAACGUGCCACUCGCUCUACGCAGACUGGUGAACCGGGCGGGGUGGUGUCACGGUGAGAUCGAGGCUUUGGUGCUGGCUCAGUUCACCCCGCCAUCGUUAUAUCUAUUGGCUACGCAUCCAAAAAGACCAGAUGGCAAAGACCACAGCCGGUGCAGCAGGACAAGAUGCUUUGCUUACCAGCUUGAUGAGAGUGUGUAUCGGACAGCGCACGUCACGAGCAAUUGCGCAUGUAAUUAUCAUGCUCAAGAACACAUUGGCCCUCGAGUAGAGGAAAUUUUGAGAAGUGGCGGCAUUCCCGCGUGCGUACUGCUAUCAGUGCCGGGAGAUACCCAAACACAAGGUAUCACAACGGAUAGAGGAGAAUCUACCAGCUUGCGGGUGAAGGUCGUCGACACUUCCAGCAUUCCGACGUAUGUUGCUAUAUCUCAUGUGUGGUCGGAUGGAAUGGGUAACACCAAAGGGAACACUCUGCCGCUGUGCCUUUGGGAGGAUCUUCAAAAACGAGUUCAAAGACUUUACCCCAGCGACUGCGCGCCUGUACCCUUUUGGAUAGACACUGUGUGCGUGCCACGGGAGAGGAAAAUGCGAGAUAAAGCGAUACGAGGCUUGUUGCGGGUGUAUCAGGCCGCAGAAAAGGUGCUCGUGAUAGACAAAUCCGUCCAGUGCCUCUCUUUGAGUACAUCGUCCCCCUUUGAGCUUCUGUUCCGUGUGGCCAUUAGUCCAUGGACUCGCCGGCUCUGGACAUUUCAAGAGGCCUGCUUGGCCAAGCAACUCUAUUAUGACUUUGAUGAUAUGCCACGUGACGGGUACGAGCUGAUCAGGCUGUGCACUGAAAUGGACGCACCAACAAAACUGAAUGCCAACAGCAUCGUGGGUGGCGUCAAUACGGUUAAUCUAUCCGGCGUGAUUCCGGAGCAUGCCCCGUUCGUCUGGCUGCUAGCCAGAGCGCUGGCCGUGGACAGCAAUUCCGUGGGUAGGAACACCUUAUCUGCCUUUGAGUUUUUCAGAUUAGGCAAUUCUGGGUUUCCCAGCCGUGAAGACGCAACCUUAGUGGACUUUAUAGGACGAUGGGGAAAUGUUGAUCCAGUAUUCAUUGACCUCUCACGCCCGAUUAACGACAUGCGGCUCCUGGAGCAUGGAUGGAAGACUAUAUUAAGCCUCGAAUACCAAAGCCCAAUCGACUCCAGACUAGACAGUAGCUUGAGCCUUCCUGUACGCCGAUGCGCGCUGUUGUUCGUUGGGCUUCAAGGCCGCAUGACUAGCCGUCGCGAUGACGAAGCAGUCUGCCUUGCCAACCUGAUGGGUAUAGAUCCCCUUCCGAUCGUUCAAGCAUCAACGCCCAACCAGCGCAUGAAGGCCUUGUUGCUGGCUUUGGGAAGGAUUCCUGGACAUAUUCUAUUUAAUCCUUAUCCGCGCAUACAGGAGAGAGGAUGGCGAUGGGCCCCCCAGAGCUUCCUGAACAUGGGUCGUUAUCUCAAUAUGGAGAACACUCGAACCGCGCGUGUGGAUGAGCUCGGUCUGGUCUUGCGGUCUCCAGGGAUCCAGUUGCGUCUUAACGACUCUGUACCUGACGAGGCCGACAUUAGUAUAAGCAUCGGUGACAGAGUUUACCAUCUCCACCUAAGGACUGUCGAUGAUGAAGGCGCCAUCAUGAGAUACAACAGAUGGAAAUGGUUUCACAACACCUUAAGGUUAGAGCUUUGCCUCAUAGUGGGUGGCGUCCCUCAAGAGACAUUCAGCAGGGAGGGCGCGGCUAUAGUAUCGCUGGAAGAGGAAACUGAUGACGGCGAAAUUCUCUUCGUCAACUAUUGGCGAUAUGUCGAGAUUGAAGUCGGUUUUGAGGGCGCUGAUGAGGACAGGGAGCCCCUCCAUGGCGAGGGCGAAUGGAUACCAGGUUACCAGAAGUGGUGCAUAGCGUAG
Molecule: messenger RNA, 2490 nt
Organism: Aspergillus puulaauensis
Lineage: Eukaryota; Fungi; Ascomycota; Eurotiomycetes; Eurotiales; Aspergillaceae
Exons: 2
Coding region: 1-2490 (829 amino acids)
Source: RefSeq, a predicted model, not a curated record